UUCUCUUUUUCUCCCUUUCUCCACUUUACUCGGUCUUGGGAGAUUAAAGCAAAAGCAAUGAAUCCUCUCCAAUAUCAAUGUUCCUGGUUAACAAUUUAGCUGGACAUAUCUCGAGUGCUUUAAAGUACACCCCUCUGCUCCCUGACUAUGACUUUAAAAUGAACUGUUGUGCUCGAUGCAAAAUGAUCCUCUAAACUCUUGAAAGCCAAAUGUUACUGAUCACAGACUCACAGUGGCAGGUGAAGACAUAAUAAUGAUGGGCAGCAAAGAUAUAGCAGACAAUAGCUUCUUCCAUUCAGAUGGUUGGAACUAUAUAUUACUGAGUCCCCUCAGUGAAGAAAGCCUUCGUGAUGGAACACCUUCACAAGUGUUUGUGGUUACCCCGACAACUUUGACCUCUGGGGUCAUCAGACUUGACCUAGUUACACAACACCAAGGCCACUGGGCCACUGAAGGGCACCCCUUCCAUUUAAAUCUAAAGAAGGUGAAGGGGCACUUUUCCCACUGUCAGUUCAAAAUAAGUGUUCCGACUACGGCAACAAGACCUAUCUCUUCCUCAUUCUCGGAUGGAAUCUUGCCCGAUCAAAAGUAUCCUCCAAUAGAGAAGAGGAAGAAGGAAAUUGCAGCAUUGUCACUCUGGAUUCUGUUAACAAGUGCAGCAGCAAAGCUGAUUCCUUAUCGCCAUUCUGUUAACAAAAAACUCUCCCCAUGUUUCUCCACUCCCUGUUCAUGCAAGAGCAGAAGCACCCACAAAAAAGAAAGAGGUGGUAUGGAAGAGUGGUGGAGUUCACAAUUCUGUGGAAGACUGCAUUGAAGUCUUCGCCGCCGCAGAAGCCUGGAGGAAUCCAUGGAAAGUACUCCGCCAAGGAGAAGCUGAGCAGGUGCACCUCCCUCAAGGUGGCUACUUCCUUCACUAGAGUGUGCCUUUGCGUUCCAAUCUCUUCCUACAACGAGGUGUUCCGAGCGGACAUCCCGCCGAGGAGGAGCUACAGCUACGCUCGGUCGAAAACGUUGGCGCAGGUGCCGUCGGAGAGGAGUGGGAGCACAAGAACGUCGGUUGACGGGCGGAGAGUGUUCAGGGGGAAGUCGCUGACGGAUGACAUUCUGAUGAGGAGGUUUGUGGUGGAAGAGGAGGCUAUGAUGCAGAUGAGGAGGAGGAACCAGAUGGACUUCAUGAGGAAGAGGAACGCCAUGAGAAGGAAGAAGAUCGGGCCAAGUCCUCUGAGUAGGAUGGUAAUGGCUGAACCAGAAGAGGAAGAGAAGCUGUAGCUGCUGUCUUUGUAGCAGGUGCAACAAGUGUUUGAUCCUGUGGCUGCUUUUCUACGAGAGUUCUUCAUUUGUUCAUGGUAUUUUUGUUUGUGGGAAAUGGAAUGCUUGAACCAUGUGGAAAAGACGGAAAUUUGGCAGAAGAUAUGAUCGUUAGAUCUCUUUCUUUCCUUGUUUUUUUACCUCUCUCAAUCUCUGAUGAAGUUAGUUUUGGA
Messenger RNA from Zingiber officinale, 1481 nucleotides. RefSeq lists its product as uncharacterized. The record is from RefSeq and is a predicted model, not a curated record. The transcript is spliced from 2 exons. Bases 709 to 1269 code for a protein of 186 amino acids. NCBI's taxonomy places the organism in Eukaryota, Viridiplantae, Streptophyta, Magnoliopsida, Zingiberales, Zingiberaceae.